Molecule: messenger RNA, 3027 nt
Organism: Nylanderia fulva
Lineage: Eukaryota; Metazoa; Arthropoda; Insecta; Hymenoptera; Formicidae
Source: RefSeq, a predicted model, not a curated record
AUGCGACUCGUACCCGCACAUGCGGUCGAUAGGGAAUCCGUUUAUCUGCCUCAUCAUGGGGUGUUUAAGGGGAUCGGCCGGAAUGCAAAGUUACGUGUGGUUUUUGACGCAUCGUGCAAAACCACGUCGGGAAUUUCUCUGAAUGACGCCUUGAUGAUAGGUCCUACGGUUCAGCAGGAUUUAAUAUCAAUUAUCACUCGUUUCCGCACGUUCGCGUACGUCUUUACUGCAGACAUAGUUAAAAUGUAUCGACAGAUACUUAUCCAUGAGUCACAGCUACAUCUGCAACGAAUAUUGUGGCGCGAGAACUCGAAUUCGCCGGUCGGUACUUACGAGUUGCUUACCGUUACUUACGGCACGAGCUCGGCGCCGUUUCUCGCAACGAGAUGCCUUCAACAUUUGGCACAAAAACAUGCCCUCGAUUAUCCUGCGGGGGCGCAAUGCGUUCUUCGGGAUUUUUAUGUAGAUGAUUUACUCGCGGGCGCCAAUACAUUGUCCGAAGCGGAGCGCAUUCGUGACGAGGUGAUAGCCUUAUUAAAGCGCGGACAGUUUGAGCUCGGCAAAUGGUCAUCGAAUUGCCAAGAACUGUUACAGGGCAUUAGUGACACAACGAGUGCGGAGGUGUUAUUAGGCGAUGAAUCGAGCUCAAAAAUAUUGGGAGUCGCAUGGGAUCCGUCCAGCGACGGAUUUCGCUUCGGAUACAAUUGCGGCGCACCGACGAGUAGCAUAACGAAACGGACGAUCUUGUCGGAAAUCGCGAGUCUUUUCGACCCUUUGGGUUUAUUAGGGCCACUGACAGUUGUGGCAAAAAUGAUUAUGCAAGAUACGUGGCAGUCUAACGUCGGGUGGGACGAGUCGUUGCCGCAGGAUUUGCAUCAUCGAUGGCUGAACGUAAAGCAACAAUUGACGCGCCUUUGCAAAUUGCGUGUGCCGCGUUUUGUCGGAUUUCGAGCGGACACGCACAGAUCACAGGUACACGGCUUUUGUGACGCGAGCGAGCGUGCAUACGGCGCGUGCGUAUACAUAAGAACGCGCGAUUCCGACAGAUACCGGGUGGAACUUUUAAUUUCUAAAUCACGAAUAGCACCAAUUAGAGCAGUUUCGUUACCGCGACUAGAAUUAAAUGCCGCGUUAUUGCUAUCACAUUUAAUCGAGAAAAUUCGCGCAUCGAUUGAUUUAUCGAAAUUAGAGAUAAUUUUAUGGACGGAUUCCACAAUUACUAUUCAAUGGAUAUCGUCGCCGUCGCGUAAAUGGAACGCUUUCGUGGCCAAUCGCGUCGGUGAAAUUCAGCGCCUUACCAGGAGAUCGAGUUGGCGGCACGUGCCGUCCGCUCACAAUCCCGCGGAUAUAUUAUCGCGCGGCGUCGACCUGGCGGGCUUAAUGCAAUCGACAAUUUGGUGGAACGGACCUGCAUUCCUGCAGUUAACUGAGGAACAUUGGCCGGUCAAAUUAUGUGUCGACUUGUCGGGCGAGUUACCGGAACAAAAAAGGGUAACCGCAGCGGUGAUAGCCAUACAACAAUCGAUCGUACUAAAUUUGUUGGACAAACAUGCCACUUUAGACAGGGCAUUGCGAAUCAUCGCUUACUGCCUGAGAAUAGCGCGUUCGCGUACGAUCAAAUAUCAAACAACGUUUAUUUCGCACCACGAAAUAACAGCAGCUCUGCGAGUCGCGGUGAGAUGCGUACAGAGACAUGCUUUUUCAAGAGAGCAUAAACAGUUGACCGAGGGUCGGAGCGUUGACGGCGGAAGUCGCAUUCUGUCAUUGACUCCGUUUAUGGAUGAACACGGGAUCAUUAGAGUGGGGGGCCGAAUAAGCAAUGCAGCAUUGCCAUACGACGCGCGGCAUCCCAUGCUAUUGCCGAAGAGUCAUCGAUUGACGACCUUGAUCAUACAGCGAGAGCAUGUAAAAAAUUUGCAUUCAGGCCUACAGGCCACAAUGCAUGCGAUGCGUCGACGAUUUUGGCCUCUGGCGGCGCGUUCGGCUGUUCGAAAAACAAUUUACAAUUGCGUAACCUGCUUCAAGUGUAAGCCGGUUGUAUCGCAAGCAUUAAUGGCAGAUUUGCCCGCGCAACGCGUGACGGCUUCGAGACCGUUCACGCAUAGCGGCGUAGACUAUGCCGGGCCCAUACUCUUAAAAGAGGGCAAGAGACGUAAUGCCAAAUUACACAAGGCAUAUAUAUCGGUAUUCGUUUGUUUCUCGACCAGGGCCGUACACCUCGAAAUUGUAACCGAUUUAACAUCGGAAGCGUUCCUUGGCGCCUUUAAACGCUUCAUAUCACGUAGAGGCAAACCGGCGUGCGUAUAUUCAGAUAACGGCACUACGUUUGUCGGCGCGCGCAAACAAAUAAAGGAGCUGUAUGACUUGAUUAACGACAACAACACGCAGCUUGCAAUGCGGCGUUUCAUGCGUGAUAACGAAAUCAAUUGGCAUUUUAUACCACCCCACGCUCCACAUGUCGGGGGCCUGUGGGAGGCGGCCGUAAAGUCGGCGAAAUUUCACAUUAACCGAAUAAUAGGUAACGCGAAUCUCACAUAUGAAGAGAUGCAAACCGUGUUAUGCGAGAUAGAAGCGGUUUUAAAUUCGCGACCGUUGACGCCGUUAAGCGAGGAUCCAAACGAUCUGCAUUGUAUUACGCCGGGACAUUUCUUGAUUGGUGCAGCGCUAAACAGUUUCCCAGUUGCAGAUCUUACGAAGGAAAAUCCGAGCCGACUACUGCGAUGGCAACGCGUAGAACAGCUUCGGCAACAUUUUUGGAAACGUUGGAGCACCGAAUAUCUACACACUCUAAUCGAGCGACAAAAAUGGAAAGCUAGCAAGGGCCAGCAAUUGAAAAUCGGUCAGCUCGCCAUGGUACAGCAACCAGGCUUGGGACCGCUGCAGUGGUUAACAGGCAGGGUGCAACAACUUCAUCCGGGCCCUGACGGUAUCGCGAGGACGGCCACAUUAAGGACCGCAAAGGGUCAAUUAACAAGGCCGCUAACGAAGCUAGCUAUCCUUCCGAUAGACGAGGCAUCUGCCGAUUAA